AUGACGGAUAAAAAUGAAGAUAAAUAUAUUAUCCAUGAAUCAAUAAGAACGAAUAAACCGUUGCUUGUACAACAAUUAAUCAAUGAAAACCCCAAACUUUUAUUUAGAAAGGAUGAAGACGAGAGGACACCUCUACAUUGGGCAUGUACAAUGGAUAAUAACGAAAUCAUCAAAAUUUUAUUACAGCCUAGAAAUGGGAUUGAUGAAAUUGAUAUUGAUGAAAUGGUUGAUGCCAGUGGAUGGACACCAAUACAUAUUGUCUCUGCGUUAGGAAACGUACAAAUAUUGGAAGAACUCAUGAAACUUGAGCCAACACCAGAUAUCAACUUGACAACUAAUCAAGGAACUACAGCAUUACACUUGGCAACUAGUAAAAACCAUUUUGCGUUAGUGGAAAAACUCGUUAUCGAGUACAAAUGCUCUUGCAGGGCAAAAGACAAAAAUGGGUUUACUGCUUUACAUAGAGCUUCAAGUAUUGGAUCCCAGCCAAUAGUCAAAUUGCUUGUUGAACAUGGGAAAGUCAACAUUAAUGCAAAGGAUAAUAAUGGUUGGACAAGUUUGCAUCACGCUUUGGCAGAGGGCCAAGGUGACGUAGCCAUUUUACUUGUCAAAUUGGGAGCUGAUCCAGCUAUUCAAAAUAAUGAUUCAGAGACUCCAUCACAGGUUGCUGUAGACGAAAAGGUAAAGCAUUUCUUUGAAACUAGUCUUAAUAAUAUAUGA
Messenger RNA from Debaryomyces fabryi, 720 nucleotides. RefSeq lists its product as uncharacterized. The transcript has a single exon. Bases 1 to 720 code for a protein of 239 amino acids. The record is from RefSeq and is a predicted model, not a curated record. Gene Ontology annotation, molecular function: protein binding. Lineage: Eukaryota; Fungi; Ascomycota; Pichiomycetes; Serinales; Debaryomycetaceae.